GAACCCGACAGGCCGCCAACGAACAGUCCAUGAUAAUCGUUAAUUCAUAGAUGUGGUUUUUACUGCUGUGUGCGCUUGUGCCCUGGGCGCGGGGUAUUGAAUAUUACGAUGACGAUAAUGAACACAUAAAGAUGCUCAAACACAAGCUCAAAUUGUUGAGUUCCAAGGAAGAGUUACUGAUAGAAGACGACAGUGGAGAAAUAAUUAGUUUGAAUUCAGACGAUAACUCAGUCAAGGUAAAGGAUUAUGGCGAUGGGAGGCUAGAAUUGUGCUUGCCUAGUCUCGGGAGAGAGUACUGCGUCACUGUAGAUAAGAAGCAACACCCACGGCAUGAGAAAUCGGAGAUUAAAGGAAAACUAGAACUGGUGGAAUGCAUUCUGAAAAACAUUGCCGUCGGGUGGCGAUCCGCAGCGACACUUUGUUGGGACAGCCGGACAAGGCGGGAUUAUCCUCGAACUUUUCGGCUUAAGCCUAUGAGUGAAACCAUAGCAAGCGUGGAGUGAAAUAAAAUGUAAAUCAUUAAUAAAA
Molecule: messenger RNA, 528 nt
Organism: Cydia fagiglandana
Lineage: Eukaryota; Metazoa; Arthropoda; Insecta; Lepidoptera; Tortricidae
Exons: 8
Coding region: 51-503 (150 amino acids)
Source: RefSeq, a predicted model, not a curated record